AUGAUUAGCUCAGUGUGUGUUUCGUCUUACCGUGGGCGCAAGUCAGGCAACAAACCUCCGUCUAAAACAUGUCUAAAGGAAGAGAUGGCCAGGGGGGAAGACUCGGACAAAAUCAUCAUAAACGUUGGUGGCACGCGUCACGAAACCUACAAGAGCACUAAGACCUUGCCAGGCACCCGGCUGGCAUGGUUGGCAGACCCAGACUCCCAGGUGAACUCGGACGGUGACACAGGGCCGAGGCUUUCUACAAAUGAGUUAUUUUUUGACCGACAUCCAGGCAUUUUUUCUUACGUUUUGAAUUAUUAUAGGACUGGAAAGCUUCAUUGUCCGGCAGAUGUAUGUGGCCCCUUGUUUGAAGAGGAGUUGGCGUUUUGGGGUAUUGAUGAGACGGACGUAGAGCCUUGUUGCUGGAUGACAUAUCGUCAGCACAGAGAUGCAGAAGAAGCUCUCGAAAUAUUCGAACCUCCUGAACCAGACGACAACGAGGACGACAGAGAACCGUCCAGACGCUUCGGCAUCGAAGACUGUCCUGAUCGCUCCAGAGGAUGCUGCGAGGUUUGGCAACCCAGAGUUUGGGCACUUUUCGAUGACCCAUAUUCCUCGCGGGCCGCAAGAGGCGUCGCACUGGCCUCCCUCUUCUUCAUCCUGGUGUCCAUCACCACCUUCUGCCUGGAGACCCACGAGGCCUUCAACUUACCCAAGACCCACCGGGAGAACGUGACGACGGGCAACGUCACCGUGGAGGUGGUCACCCACCAGAUGAUCACCACGCCGGGGCUGAUCAUGGUGGAGGGCGUGUGCGUGGUGUGGUUCACCUUCGAGUUCCUGGUGCGCGUGGUCUGCUGCCCCAACAAGCUCCUCUUCCUGAAGAACACGCUCAACCUCAUUGACUUUGUGGCCAUCCUGCCCUUCUACCUGGAGAUGAGCCUGAGCGGCAUCUCGUCCAAGGCGGCGUCCGACGUGCUGGGCUUCCUGCGCGUGGUGCGCUUCGUGCGCAUCCUGCGCAUCUUCAAGCUCACGCGCCACUUCGUGGGCCUGCGCGUCCUGGCCCACACGCUGCGCGCCAGCAUCAACGAGUUCUGCCUGCUCAUCAUCUUCCUCGGCCUCGGCGUGCUCAUCUUCGCCACCAUGAUCUACUACGCCGAGCGCAUCGGCGCGCACCCGGGCGACCCGCGGGGCACCAACCACACGUGCUUCAAGAACAUUCCCAUCAGCUUCUGGUGGGCGGUGGUGACCAUGACCACCCUGGGCUACGGGGACAUGUAUCCGAAGACGUGGCUGGGCAUGAUGGUGGGCGCUCUCUGUGCCCUCGCUGGCGUGCUGACCAUCGCCAUGCCCGUGCCUGUCAUCGUCAACAACUUUGGGAUGUACUACUCGCUGGCCAUGGCCAAGCAGAAGCUGCCCAAGAAGAGGAAGAAGCACAAUCCCAACCCGGAUGUACCGACAGACUCGGCCUCGUUUGGGAAGUCCGACUGUAACUCCCCUCCAGACAGCACGCAGAGCGAUACGUUCCCUCUGGCUGCUGAGGAGAACAGUGGACGUAGCCGCUCAGACUCCAAGCAGAAUGGGGAUGCCAAUGUAGCCCUGUCAGAGGAGGAGGAGUGCGGCCCGACUCAGCCCCUGUCCCCCAGCGAGAAGUGGACCCUGCGCCGCGCUCGCGCCCGCGACAAAACCAAGAAGGAGGCCGCCUGUUUCUUGCUCACCUCCGGCGACUUCACCUGUGCCACUGACACCACUGUCCGCACAGGUACCGGGAAAGGGGAGAGCAACGUAUAGGACAGCCUCCUGUAGCUCCAUGACCAAUAGCACCAGGGGCAGUUCUACAGGCAUCACGUGCCCUUUAUGUAGACUCCAAGGCAGAUUUCCACCCAGUUCCCUUUCGUCACCACCAUCCCAUCAAUAUCACUAAGUGUUUUAUUGACUUGUAUCGACCGUAUGAGUAGAAAGAAAUGUUAAGACUGCACUAGGUUUGAGAAAUUGAGAUUUUUUAUUUAUGGAUUCGUUUCAAAUUGGGUAUUUAAAGUUUAAUCCCAGUUGGCUUUCUGAUGUCAAGACAGUGAAGAGCACCACAGUACUUUAGAUUGAGUUAUCAACAAGUAAGAAAACAAUACUAAAAAUCCCUCAUUUGUCCAUGACUUCAUCAUCAUCGCUGCCUCUGUUUUCUAAAUAACCCAUUCUAGCAUUCAAUAAUGAGCAUUUGCAUUCUGUAAUGAGCUUUGCCAUACUUUACCUCAUUUUCCACCUUGUGUGUCGCUCACGAUAUGAUGGGAAGUGUUGAGGGGAAAAAAGGUUGACUCUCUGAUGAACAUCAGAGUGACAGCGAAGCGCAAAAGCAUACCGUCACACUAGGAGACAAGUGGCUCAGCUGAUUCUUCUCAUUAUCCGCACUCCUCCGUCACAAAUCUCUCUUUGCCUCAGCAACUUCUGUGUCAGCCCUGAGAUUCCCCAAAGCUUUAUUACAGACAGAGAGAGAGAGAGAGAGAGAGAGAGAGAGAGAGUCUAUUUCUAGGGGUAUGUAUAUCUGAAUGUUUGAGCCUUCCUCUUUGCAGCAUGUUGUUUGCUAUCGGCUGAUGAAUGAAUUCUUGUGAAGAUUGCAUAUAGCGCAUGUAAGAUGAUAACGUCAGGAGCCCGUGAUUGGACUAGAGCUUAAUUAGCAUCCCAUGGCGAAAGCAAUUCAUGAUAAGAUGAAGAAAAUCACUAACCGCAAACCUGGAGCAGGAACAUCAUUGGUUUUAUAGCUGUAGAAGUCACUUCCUGAGAAUGCAAUUGGCUGUUUUUGUAGUGCAGUAAAAAAUCCAUAUGUAUUGUCUCUGGGGCCUGCACCAUUCAAACAUGCAGGAGGGUGUGCCAAAGGGCAGCUCCAUACCACAAAUUCUCCUUUGCGUGGAACAUUGGAUCACAUUCAUGCAUGUCAUGUCCAGUGUAAUGUGAUCUAGCCUGUAACCAGGGAGACAUGAAAACAAUGUGGAGAUGGCCUCCCACCCCCACUCCUCCCAACACAAACACAAGCAUCAGGAGCGCGUGUCCUUGACCAGACUUUC
Sardina pilchardus (European sardine) is the source of this 3041-nucleotide messenger RNA. It is a transcript of the gene kcnc4, whose product is annotated as potassium voltage-gated channel, Shaw-related subfamily, member 4. The record is from RefSeq and is a predicted model, not a curated record. Gene Ontology annotation, molecular function: delayed rectifier potassium channel activity; protein binding. Gene Ontology annotation, biological process: potassium ion transmembrane transport; protein homooligomerization. NCBI's taxonomy places the organism in Eukaryota, Metazoa, Chordata, Actinopteri, Clupeiformes, Clupeidae. Gene Ontology annotation, cellular component: dendrite membrane; postsynaptic membrane; axon terminus.